ACUUGAUAUUAUUAUAGUAUCGGAAUCUUGUGGAAUUUUCUAACCUCUAUAUUUUAAGUUAAUAAGUAAACAUAAAGUGAAAUAAACAUAAUGUUUAAAUCUUUAAUUAAUAAGUUACAUAGUGCCCAAAUAUCGCGCACGUUUCACACCACUGCCUGCAUGAAUGAGGUGCGCCUAUUGAGUCGCUUAAGAGUGGUCGACAACUCGGAAAUUGGUAAACGAGCCAUGGCUGAAGGAAAACCACCUAAAGUUAUAUGUGUUUACAACAAAAAACAUGUGGGCUAUAUUGGUGAUAGAGUGUUGGUAGCCAUCAAGGGUCAAAAGAAGAAAGGAAUAUUGGUGGGUAUGAAACAGAAACAAAAUGUGAAAGUGCCAAAGUUUGACAGCAACAAUGUGGUGCUAAUAGAUGACAAUGGAACCCCACUGGGCAACCGCAUCCAUGUACCAAUCCCCACUAUACUGAGGACCAUACUUAAAGAGAAAACACAUUCUAAGGGAGCCGACUACACCAAACUAUUGGCAAUAGCAACAAGAUUUGUAUAGUGUUCACACUAGUUAUGUAAUUUAAAUAAUGUAGAACUAUUCAUAAAUUGUACCAUGUUAUUUUAAUAAUAUUUUAUUUGAAGAUUUAGGGAGC
Messenger RNA from Spodoptera exigua (beet armyworm), 637 nucleotides. Lineage: Eukaryota; Metazoa; Arthropoda; Insecta; Lepidoptera; Noctuidae. The record is from the annotation of a GenBank genome assembly.